AUGGAUAUUGAUGAUAUCCUCCGCCAAGUCGAUCCCUCGUCUCACGGCGUUCCUAGCGAGGCACGCGACCUGCAGGCUUUGACGCGUCUCUGGGUCGCCGAGCGAUCAGCCCCUGAGCUUCUAGAAUGGCCGACGGACGGACUGUUCGAGCGUGUUAAUGCGCGCAUCAAGACCCAGAUAGAAAAGGUUGAAGAUAUGACAGGUGACAUGGACCCAAAGACCAACUUUGCCCUCAUCGUUAUUCAGACUGAGCUUGAGCGGUACAAGUUUCUCAUGAGAAGUUUCCUGCGAGCCCGCCUCGCAAAGAUUGAUAAACACACCUUGCACUACCUUUCAAGCCAAGAGCUCAGAGACAGAUUGUCACCAACAGAACUAUCCUACGCCACAAAACACCAGGCUCUUUUGCAUAAUCACUACCUCUCAUCCUUCCUGGCAUCAUUUCCCCAGCAGCUGCAAAAUCUCAACGACACAGCAGGCAACAUCAGCAUGAUCGAUUCACCAGAUUUGGACACGGCUGUUUUUAUUCGUAUGCUCAGAGACAAGGACGUUUACGGCAAGGGAACUGAUGCUGAUAUCACCCUUCCUGCUACAAACGGUGAUGUACUUAUCAUACGGUGGUCCAGCGCAAAGCACAUGGUUGACGUUGGGGACGCUGAACUUGUCUGA
Fusarium graminearum PH-1 is the source of this 666-nucleotide messenger RNA. RefSeq lists its product as uncharacterized. The transcript has 3 exons. Gene Ontology annotation, cellular component: GINS complex. Gene Ontology annotation, biological process: double-strand break repair via break-induced replication; DNA-templated DNA replication. Bases 1 to 666 code for a protein of 221 amino acids. Lineage: Eukaryota; Fungi; Ascomycota; Sordariomycetes; Hypocreales; Nectriaceae. The record is from RefSeq and is a predicted model, not a curated record.